Messenger RNA from Emiliania huxleyi CCMP1516, 11175 nucleotides. RefSeq lists its product as hypothetical. The record is from RefSeq and is a predicted model, not a curated record. Gene Ontology annotation, biological process: actin filament polymerization. Bases 1 to 11175 code for a protein of 3724 amino acids. Lineage: Eukaryota; Haptophyta; Isochrysidales; Noelaerhabdaceae. The transcript has 7 exons. Gene Ontology annotation, molecular function: FAD binding; oxidoreductase activity; actin binding. Gene Ontology annotation, cellular component: actin filament; cytoplasm.
AUGGAGUUCGCGACCCCCCGGCUCAGCAGCCUGCAGCUCGAGCCGCGCCACUCUCUCCGCCACGUCAACCUCACGCCCGAGGUACUCGAAGGCCUUUUCGCGCGGUUCGACGGCCAUUGGUCCGACCCCGAGCGGGACGAGGCGCACGAGCGCGGCCUGCGCACCAGUCUCUUUGAGACUGACGUGAUGGACCAGCUCCUGCGCAGAAUGGAAGACGACCGCGUCGUGCGCCUCAUCGGACACAUCACGGAGACACACGAGGAGCGGCUGGUCGUGUGCGCUCGCGGCCUUGCCACGGCUCUUGGCCGGCUCGCCAGCCGCCCACAGGCGUUCGCCACUACGCCAUCCUGGCUGUGGGUGUUGCACAACCACGUAUACUACCUGACGGAUGCGGAGAUUAGCCCUAAGCUCAUCGACGGCGCGUGCGACGCGCUGGCCUCGCCGGCGUGCCACUCGUGGCUCAAGCAGAUGGCGCUCGGGGCCCUCAUGCGCGUCGCCCUCCGGGGCACCGCCACGCUGCGCCCGCUGCUCGCCCCUCGGGCCGACGAGAUCGUCGCGUGGUGCUCGACGAUCCUGAGGGAGACCCGAGCUCAUUAUUUGAAGAUCCAAUUUCGCGCGUGCUACACCGUCUGCUCGUUUGCGUACUGCCUCGACCGACCGGAGCUCGCGCGGGCAGCCGCCGAGUGGUUGCGCCGACUGUACCCGACUGCUGACGGCGAGGCGAGCCGUUGGGUGCAUUCGCUCUCGUCCGUGCUCGAGCGCAAUUCGCGCCGCCACCUCCAGCGCACGGGCUACCUCCGGCCGGGCGAGACGUGGCACAUGUACCUCGGAAUGCUGAGCCACCCGUCGGCCCACCUGCGCUUUGUGGGCGCGGUGAUGCUAACCACGGUGCUGGAGGCGGUUGGCCACGGCGCCUUCGACGUGGCUCCGUUCGAGACGCCAUCCUCGCGCCUCUACCUCGAGGAGGCACUCGACGCGCGCGUGCGCACCGACGCCACGCUCACGAGGCAGGAAGCUGAGACGCUGCGCCGUGCCGCGGGCGGCGCUGCACCUCAUGCGCUCGUGGCGGAGGCUGCGCUGCGGCUUGCGAACGAUCCCGUCGCGGAGGUGCGUGAUCUGGGGGAGGUCGCGCGCAGCCUGCUGCCACGGCGCGUCCUGCAAGAGAUCGUGUGGUGCCCAAGCACGCACCACCUCUUCCACCCCGGCGCGCGAGCGCUCGUGCGGUGCAUGCUCCUGCUUUCGCAGCGCGGCGACGUGCCGCUGCCGGCCGACUUGCUCGUGUUACACGUACUACCGCGCGACAGCGACUCAAAUCCCGACAUGGUCGCUUUCGGUCUCUGCUUGGCGGGGCUCGUGCUUGCCGAGGGCCGGGACCUCGUGGGCGACGCCACGGGAUCGGACAUUGUCCAGCGCCGCAUGCUCGAAUCGCCGUCGUCGUACUGCGUGCCGGGGAGGUCUUGCUGGCCGUCCAACGCAGACUGGCAACGGUUGGCCGAGUCCCUCAGCCAAGGGCCCUCGGCGCUCACUGCGCUCGCGGAGGAGUCCUACGACGUCUGCUACGAGCAGUACACGAACGCAAUCGGCCUGAUGCAGGAGGGUCACGGCGCGUGUAUGCAGGACAACCACUGCAAGUUCGAGGCGUGCGCCGGCGACGGCCUCGUCAAUCUUCCCGCCUACUCGGUGGCGGCCGCCACGGUGGCCGACGUGCAGGCCGCGCUGGAGUUUGCCAGCACGCAUGACCUGAGCGUCUCAGUCAAGACGUCCGGGCACUCGUACGCGGGGAGCAGUGCGAUGAAGGGCUCGCUGCUGAUCUGGAUGGCCGAGUUCGAAAAGUUCGGCACGAUCGCCACUCACACGGACAGCUGCGGCACCGCGACCGAGCAGGUGCUCAAGGUGGGCGGCGGGCAGGUGUGGGGCGAGGCGUACCCGGUGGUCGGCGAUGCCGGGCGUGACAUCGUCGGCGGCGGCGGUCUCACGGUCGCCGCGGCCGGCGGCUGGCUAAUGGGCGGCGGGCUGAGCGCCCUCUCGCGCACUUUUGGCUACGGGAUCGACAACGUCGUGGCCUUCGAGGUGGUGGCUGCCGACGGCGUGCUGCGCACGGCUGACGCAUGCUCGGAGCCCGACCUCUUCUGGGCGCUGCGCGGCGGCGGCGGCGGCGCCUUCGGCGUCGUGACUGCCGCCUACCACCGCACACACGCGUCAUCGGCCGUGGCGGCGCUCUCAAUGAGCAUCGACGACAUCACCUGGGCCACCUGGGAGAGCCGCACGCCCGUCAUCGAGAGCUGGCUCGACUUCUGGGUCGAGACGUCGCCCACGCUCGGCCGCGAGUGGUCGGGAGGCUACUGGACUCUCUCGUCCAUCGUCGUGCUGUACUUUCGUGGCACGGCGAGCGAGGCCGAGGCCACGUUCGUCGGCGCGCUGCGCGAGUGGCGGGCGGGGCUCACGGCGGAGCAGCAGCAGUACGUGACGAUCAGCCUGACCGAGUUCGACAGCUACUGGGCGUCGCGCACAGUGGGGUGCCGCGACAGCUCCAGCGUCGCCUGCCGCACCUUUGGCGCCGAGACCGACGCGACGGGGCAGGCGGGCGUCAACAUCCACUCGAGGAUGAUCCCUGCGGCUUGGGUGACGCAGAACAACGGCGCCGAGGCCAAGGCGACGCUCAAGUGGAUGAUGUACAACGGCUGGUUCACCUUCAACUACUUCCUGGGCGGCGCGGUCACUGACGUGGCCGCCGACGAGACGGCCGUGCACCCGUCGGUACGCGUCUCGAUUUGGAACAUGGAGGUCUUCGACCCGAGGCUCAUCGAGCGACUGCGCGACGACCUGCCCGACUCAGGCGUGUGCUACAACCACGCGGCCAAGGACGAGCCCGACUGGGACGCGCAGGCGUGGGGCGCCAACCUGCCUCGCCUGCUUCAGGUCAAAGCCGCUUACGACCCGGCCAAUCGGCUCAACUGCUUCCACUGCGUGGGCUACCAGUCCCUGGGUGGCGACGACCUUACACCGGCGACCUGCGAAGGCAUGUACAAUUGCGCUGCAGCCCCCGGCGACGAGCCGGCGCCACAACCACCCGGCACUCCGCCCUUGCCGCCGGCAUCGCCACCAGCAACGCCGUCUGCCGCUGACGACUACGUCGACCUUUCGCUGCCGCUCGUGAACGCGGCGGGCUACAACACCCACCCGGACGCCGUCGCUUUGAGCGCGGCCACCGACGCGAUCGGCCCUUCGGGCAUCGGCUUUAAAGGUUACGUCGUCCUCAAGGGCACUGAAGUCGUCGCCGAGCGGUACGACGUCGGUGACGCAACGUCGACGUACCAAAUCUUCUCGUGCACGAAAUCUUGGGCGGCAACGAUGAUCGGCGAGCUCUUGUACGCUGGGCAGCUCACGCUCUCCACAAAGCUCGAGGACAUCUUCACGACGCUCAACUGGGACACGGUGAACAGAGGCGCAGAGAAGCGGCUGAUAACGGUCGAGCAGCUCCUUACGAUGUCGAGCGGCCUGACGGAGUGGGGCUGCGGCUGGGGCGGUGCAACCGCGACGCUGGUGGCGACGCUCAACCAGGGCUAUGUCAGCUUCACCAACGCGGAGGUAGGCUCCUUCAACUACAUCUGCACGCAGAAGAUCCUUGCGUGGAUCAUCUACGAGAAGAGCGGCCUCACGCCGAUGGAAUUCGGACUGAGCUCGCUGUUUCCCGCGCUCGGCGUGUCCGCCGGUGAGUUCACGUGGCCCAUCGACGCCGGGACACUUCAGAACACGGAGACAGACCUCCAUAUGGCGCCGCGCCACCUGGCCAAGUUGGUGCUGCUCUUCCGGCAGCAGGGGCUCGCUGCGCCCGGCGGCCCCCGCCUCCUCUCCACGACGUUCGUACAGACGGCGAUGAGCAACCACUGGUCCCCCUGGUACUACAGCGGGAGGCAGUGUGGUGCGUCGCCGCUGCUCAUGGGCUACGGCUACAGGUUCUGGCUCUACAACCCGGAUUGGGUGUGCGCUCUCGGCGCCUCCGGCCGCUACGCGUGCUACUCGCCGACUCUCGACAUCUCGUUCGGGGUCAUCGCCACGAACGGCUACGCCGUUGGCUGCACGCUGAUGCAGCAGCUUGCCAACCUCGCGUUCGCAGGGCUGCUCGCUCCGCCGCCGCCGCCGCUUCCGCCGUUCUUUCCAGGCGCGGCGCCCGCUCCGCCCCCUCCAGCGACGCCUUCAACAUGUGGCUGCAUCGCCGAGCGCUGCCGGGCUGCAUGCGACGAGCAGUACGGCCGGGAGGCGGUCCAAGCGUACAUUGACGGCGGUUGCGACGACAGCGGCGGCGACGACGGCGAGACCGACGAAGACCCAGGUGGAUCAAAAUGCGGCGGCGAGUGCCAUCACGAGGUCUACGGCGAGACCUGCGGUUUUGGAACGUGGGGCGGCGGCGAAUCUUUCAUGCAGGUCUGCGAGGAUGGCGUGAACGUCGCCAAGCACUACGAAGAUGUCGACUGCCAAGGUUCACUCGUGAAGGAGUGGGUGGAAGAUUCGUCCUGCCAACACGAGUACCACGAGAAAGCCUCGGACGGCUCCACUCUGUACGAGAGCAAGUGGUGCGAUGGGAGCACGCCGAUCAAAUCUCUGUGCACCGAGCCCGGCGACGAGCGCGACGAGUGGAUGUGCGACUACGAGUCGGACUCGGCAGGGCCGGCCUCGCUUGCGGCGCAGCAGCACUUUGCGUCCAUGACGCAAGAUUGCCGAGACUACAUGAACGGGCUUGGCGACUCGCUGGGCGAUCUCUCAACCAUCUGCGCCUGCUAUAGAAGCGGCGACGAGGCGGCGGCGCGCGCCGCGACGUGCGCUCCGACGGCCGGCGCGAGCACGGUGUCCCACCUGUACGAGCGGUGCGUCAACCCCCCUCCCGGCUGCUACGAGGCGCCGUGCUCUAGCACGUGCCCGGCGGCCGUCGCCACCUCUGCAUGGUGGGACAGCCUCAGCCCGACGUGCCAGACCAUGAUAAGGGAGGGCACGGCCGAUUUUCAGAGCUUCUGCCGGUGCUACACCUCGGGCGUCUACCCCGUCGGCGCCACUUGCUCUGGCGCGGGAUCGAUCCCGGGCUACAGCACUACCGAGGAGCAGUUCGAGGCGUGCCGUGCAGUGCCAGGCGUCCCCACGCCGCCGCUGCCGCCGUUCCUGCCAGGUGAGGCGCCCGCUCCACCCCCUGAGUGUGUUGCUCGCGGCUACGAGUCGGUCGGGUGCAACUGCGACCCGGCUUCUGAAUGCUCGCCGUGGGGCUCGAGCUCGGGCGGCGACUGCUGCGGGGACGACGGCGGCUACUGCGGCAGCGAGUGGGUCUCGACGGACGCAUCGACGUGGAUUGAUACUUGCACUGGGCUCGACUUCAUCCGUGUCUCUCCAGGCUGCGGUGUGGAGGUGGCGACCGAGACCGGCGGCGGAGGAGAGACAUUCACGUACGACUCCAGCGUGCUCGUGUGCGGGUACGAGUGCGAGCCUCGGCCAACGCCGGGCUGCGACAGAGUGCGCUCGCUGCGACUGUUUCCGCUCGCGCCGCCCACACCGCCGCAUCCGCCGUUCCAGCCGGGCCAGGCACCUGCUCCGCCCCCUCCGUCUCCCUGCGUCCACGAUGACAGCAAGUGCGUCGAGCCGACGUGCUGGGCGGACCCGAACAUGGAGGCGCAGACCUGCAGCGACGGCUACACCGCCAGCCCUCACCCGGACGAGCCUCGGAACGAAGGUCGCUACACGUGCUACCCGCCUCACUGCCGCUGCGACGCGUCCAAGUGCUCGAGCGACGGCGACGACUGCUACGCGAGUCCACCCGGUGAGGCGCAGACGUGCCGCGACGGCUACUUGCCGAUCGCGACCAAUGCCGGGCACCAGUACACCUGCUGCUUCGACUUUGAUCAGCCGCCGUCGCUGCCGCCGCUGCCGCCGUUCCCGCCUGGCCAGGCCCCCGCUCCGCCACCAUCGCCCCCGCCCUGCGUCCACGACGACAGCAAGUGCUUGAGCGGCGGCAACGACUGCUGGGCGGACCCGAACAUGGAGGCGCAGACCUGCAGCGACGGCUACACCGCCAGCCCUCACCCGGACGAGCCUCGGAACGAAGGUCGCUACACGUGCUACCCGCCUCACUGCCUCUGCGACGCGUCCAAGUGCUCGAGCCGCGACGGCGACGACUGCUACGCGAGUCCACCCGGCCAGGCGCCCGCUCCGCCCCCCCCUCCUGAGUGUGCUGCUCGCGGCUACGAGUAUGUCGGGUGCAACUGCGACCCGGCUUCUGAAUGCUCGCCGUGGGGCUCGAGCUCGGGCGGCGACUGCUGCGGGGACGAUGGCGGCUACUGCGGCAGCGAGUGGGUCUCGACGGACGCAUCGACGUGGAUUGAUACUUGCACUGGGCUCGACUUCAUCCGUGUCUCUCCAGGCUGCGGUGUGGAGGUGGCGACCGAGACCGGCGGCGGAGGAGAGACAUUCACGUACGACUCCAGCGUGCUCGUGUGCGGGUACGAGUGCGAGCCUCGGCCAACGCCGGGCUGCGACAGAGUGCGCUCGCUGCGCCUGUUUCCGCUCGCGCCGCCCACACCGCCGCAUCCGCCGUUCCAGCCGGGCCAGGCACCUGCUCCGCCCCCGCCGUCUCCCUGCGUCCACGAUGACAGCAAGUGCUCGAGCAGCGGCAACGACUGCUACGCCGAUGGCCAGUCUGAGGCGCAGACGUGCAGCGACGGCUACACCGCCAGCCCUCACCCGGACGAGCCUCGGAACGAAGGUCGCUACACGUGCUACCCGCCUCACUGCCGCUGCGACGCGUCCAAAUGCUCGAGCGACGGCGACGACUGCUACGCGAGCCCACCCGGUGAGGCGCAGACGUGCCGCGACGGCUACUUGCCGAUCGCGAUCCGCGACUCGCAGUACACCUGCUGCUUCGACUUCGACCAGCCGCCGUCGCUGCCGCCGCUACCGCCGUUCCCGCCGUUCCAGCCAGGCCAGGCGCCCGCUCCGCCCCCCCCUCCUGAGUGUGCUGCUCGCGGCUACGAGUAUGUCGGGUGCAACUGCGACCCGGCUUCUGAAUGCUCGCCGUGGGGCUCGAGCUCGGGCGGCGACUGCUGCGGGGACGAUGGCGGCUACUGCGGCAGCGAGUGGGUCUCGACGGACGCAUCGACGUGGAUUGAUACUUGCACUGGGCUCGACUUCAUCCGUGUCUCUCCAGGCUGCGGUGUGGAGGUGGCGACCGAGACCGGCGGCGGAGGAGAGACAUUCACGUACGACUCCAGCGUGCUCGUGUGCGGGUACGAGUGCGAGCCUCGGCCAACGCCGGGCUGCGACAGAGUGCGCUCGCUGCGCCUGUUUCCGCUCGCGCCGCCCACACCGCCGCAUCCGCCGUUCCAGCCGGGCCAGGCACCUGCUCCGCCCCCGCCGUCUCCCUGCGUCCACGAUGACAGCAAGUGCUCGAGCAGCGGCAACGACUGCUACGCCGAUGGCCAGUCUGAGGCGCAGACGUGCAGCGACGGCUACACCGCCAGCCCUCACCCGGACGACCCUCGGAACGAAGGUCGCUACACGUGCUACCCGCCUCACUGCCGCUGCGACGCGUCCAAGUGCUCGAGCGCCGGCGGCGACGACUGCUACGCGGACGGCACGCCAGACGGUGAGGCGCAGACGUGCCGCGACGGCUACUUGGUCGUCCCUGUCAAUGACGGGCAGUACACGUGCUGCUUCUUCGACCAGCCGCCGUCGUGCGAUACGCUCGAUUUUCAGAUCUUCACGAACACCGACUGCAGCGGCUCGCCUGCCGUGACGUCGGCGAUGUUGUCCGACCGGACGUGCGUGGCGACUCCGGACUCGGUGCUGACGGGUCAGUAUUUUGACGUCGACUUUACGCACUGGGGUAUGCACGCCAUCAGUGAGACGCUCGUCCACGCGUGCUCCGACAGCUCGAUGGACAGUUGCGUGGAUCAGUUCGAUGGUGGCGAGCGCUGUUCCGACGUGCCAUUUGAGACGUGCGUCGCGAUAGACGAGGCCCGAUCCACCGGCAUCAAGAUUACGUGUGCACCGGCCGUCGACUGCGCCGUGCCGAGUGAGGGCGUGUGCCUCGAGUACGGCGGUGUCGACAGCGACUGCUGUGGCAACUCUGACGUGGUCGGCUGCGCGAGCGGCUACAUCCUCUCCCUGCAGAUCGCGAUCGACGAGGGCGGCACGUGGGCGCGGCCCGCCGAUGCGGGCUUCUAUCCGCAGUGCGCGAGUGGAGGCCAGAAGAUUGGCAACACGUGCUGCACACCAGAUCCGUCGCCGCCGCCGCCGUCGCCCGCCGAGUGCUGCGCGGACGUGUGCCCGACGCGCUCGUACUGCGAGGCGGAGGGGAUCGGCGGCGACUACUGCAACUGCGGCGACUGCGGUGUGCCCUCGUGCGGCGACUGCGAUUGUAACCAUUACGGCGAGCAGUGCUGCGACUUUAGCGGCGGCUGCGAUCCGACGUGCGGCGGCGAGCCGUCAAUGUGCCGCGACAAUUCGAACGACUGCUGCGCGAACGAGGCGAUGGGCGAGGCUGCCGUGUGCGAGGCGGGCUAUGUGCCGACUGUCCAGCCGCAGAGCUACGACGACUGUCCCAACUACACGUGCAUGCCGGCGCCGCCGCCGUCGCCGACUUGUGUCGACGACCCCAAGGGCAUCCUCGCUGCCGACGCGUACCUAAGCCCUGGCGGCACCACCUGCGCGGAGAAGAUGGCGCAGGUUGGAGCGACGUGCGAGACCAUCGACGAGGACUACAACGGCUACCGCGUCUCCUACGCGCAGCUCUGCCCAGCGACGUGCGGCACGUGCGCCUCGUACACCGAGCCAGAGUGCCACCGCCCAGAGGUGUGCUGCUGCGAUCCGCCGCCGCCCUCGCCGCCGCUGCCUUUUGGCCUGUCGGCGGUCUCGCCGGACGCGCUCACCUUUUCCGAGGCGGUGGCCUGGUGCGCCGCGCAAGGGCUCACUCUCGCCAUGCCGCGCACCGAGUCGGAGAAUGAGGCCGUGUACGCUGCGUGCCAGUCGUACUACGCUUGCUGGCUCGACGCGCGCGAGAAUGCGGCCGGGGAUGGAUGGGUGGACGGCGACGGCAACGCGCUGACGUACACGAACUGGGAUGGCGGCGAGGGGUCGUGCCACUGCGGCGAGAAUCGCAUCUUCAUCAACAGGGUUGGGACGGCCGAAUGGCACGAUGUGGGCGAGGGCGGCGACGGGCAGACACGCGCCAUUUGCCAGCAGCCGUCGGGUUCGAUUUCGCCGUCGCCGCCGUCGUCGACUGUGUGCGACACGUCGCAGUGUGCAGAAUACAGUCCGACGUCGCAGGACGACGACUGCUGCGCGCUCGAUUCGGACAUCUACUGCAUGAACGGCUACACGCUCUCGCGCGUGAUGCCGGGCACGCCUGGUGUGACGUGGCUCAAUGGUCAGAUGUCGGGCUGCGAAGGCUACGGCGGCAACACGUGCUGCUCGCCGCCAGAGAGUCUGGCACCGCCGGCAUCGCCGAGCUCCUGCGCGAGAGGGUACACCGCGGUGUCCGGCGAAGGCUGCUCGAACUACAUCCACAUGGAUGACGCCAGCACCUACGGCGUUCAGGGAGGAUCCACGACCCUCGAGGAGUGCGCCGCGGCCGUGCAGGCUCUCAACGGGCAGGAUGGCUGCGUGGGCGAGUACUUCUUCUUCGAGACGGACGGCUACUGCAACUGCCCGACGGACGCGUGCACGACGGGCUCGGAGAAUAGCAACGCGGGCGGCUCGGGGCAGCUCUACCGCUUCAACAGCGAUUGCGACUCGUCGCCGUCGGCACCGCCAUCGCUCACGUGUACGUGCGACUGCUACGGUUCGAACACGGACAUGUUCAACGGCACCCACGAAGGCCAGCCCGACGAUUCGUGCCGAGAGGACUACUGCUUCGCCAACGGGAUCUCUGCUGAGGAUUGCAUCUACGGCCAGUACGACUCAUGCUGCUAUUCGGAGGGAUACGCUGGGGCACCGUGCUGCGAAGAUGCGCCGUCGCCGCCAUCGCCACUGCCCUUGACGCCACCGCCCUCGAACUACUAUGAGGGCGAUGCCGGCUCGGACUGCGACGUCGGAGACGUGAUCGUGAGCGAGUCGGAGUGCCGCAGCGCCGCGAGCUCCGUCGGUGGGUAUGACGUGGAUGCCGGCUCGACCACAAACAGCCAGCGGUACUUCAAGAGUUACUCGGGUGGAUGUCAGACCGGCUGUAGCAUGGAGCGUGACAGCGACUGCGAGUGCAAUGGCUGCGGCACCUGCUUCUACUGGAACGCGGGCUACGGCGGCGCCUGCGGCUCGCACAGGCCAUUAUGUGCGAGGCCACCGUCCCCACCAUCGCCGCCAUCACAAGUCGCUCUUGAGUUUGCCGGCAUGUCGCCCAACUUUCACUACAGCAACGCGCUGUGGACCAACAGCAAUCCUCACACGGGCGCCACCGAUAGCCAGGGCCGUACUGAGCGUAAGACGGCGGCUUUCGGACAGCCGACGAGUGUCGUGAUUCUCGAGAUGACACGAAACUCCGUCACGCACUCUGUGAGUCUGCCGAUCUCGCCGGCCCAAUCGCUGCUGUCGAUCUUCAUGGGCGGCUCUAUGUCAACAAACGGCAGCCUCUCUGACUGGCGGCAGCUAUCUGGCUAUGGCUACCAGCCGCACUGCAACCGGCAAGGCUUCAAUAUCGUAGGGCAGACGGCGUAUGGCGGCGUCAACGGGCAGAACAACGCGCGCAUCGGAAUCUAUUUUAACGAGCAAAUCGACUGCAGCUCGCCCGACUCGGGGCGCGUGGUGGGCGGCUCGUCGCUUUCGGCGGCCGUCGGCUGCACCAGCAGCUGCACGGGCAGCAGUAGUAGUAGCACUCAGAGCGAUGUGUGGGCGCCCGUCCUCAAGAUAACCAAGGUCGUGGCCGACGGGCUGCACAGCCCGCUCACCAAGCACGGAGGCUGGCCGGUCGUCGACGGCGUCGCGACUUCGUACAACAGCGCGGCCGUCGUCGCACGCAACAAGUACCUCGUCCCGCUCGUCGAGGCGGUCUGCCCCUCCCUCGGCCGCCUCGUCGUCGCGUUUGCGAACCCCAAGACGAUGCACUACAUCGAUGGCCAGGUGGUCGAGCCCCUCUCCUCGCUCGCUGCGGCCGCCCUAGCGGCCGCUGCCUUUGCCGCGCGCGAGAUGUUGGCGGGCAAGUGA